AUGGAAACUUCUUCCAACUCAAAAAAUCAUCAGCCAUCUCCAUUCAAGGAGCAAUAUCGUCGAAGAAAUUUUCAGCCAAUUUGUCAACCUUUGCUGAAAACUGUGAGUUGAUGAAAAUAAAAAUAUAGAAAGUUAUAAAAUUCCAAUUUUUUCAGAAAAGCCAUCGCUUGCCAUCUUAUCUUCCAGCCCAAUUAGCCAAAACCCAACUUGGAAAAGCGAAAUAUUCAAAAGAAGAUGAAAAAGAGGCCAAGGAAUAUUUGGAAAAGCGAAGAGCCAAAAAGGAAUCAUCACGAAUCCCUUCCAAUCUUCUCAAAUACUGUUUGGAUCGUAAAAAUUCUGCAAAGAGCAUGAAGGAAAAAACUGUAGUGGUCGAAGAAGCUGACGAGCUAGAAGAUUUGAUUGAUGAUAUUGGGAAUACUUUCACAGAAUCUCAAUCGGAUAAACCAAAAAUUGAAGAGGAAACUUCCACAACUGCUAUUUAA
Messenger RNA from Caenorhabditis angaria, 482 nucleotides. Lineage: Eukaryota; Metazoa; Nematoda; Chromadorea; Rhabditida; Rhabditidae. The record is from the annotation of a GenBank genome assembly.